AUGGUGGAGAAAGUGCAGAAAUCGCCUAGAAAACUGGCAAAACAACCGGCACGAGAAGAUGGGAAAGGAAACAUGAGAUCCAAUUUGUGCUACGGGGCGAUUUAUCAAAAAGAGCUAUGCGAAAAAGCGUUGAACGGAAUGAACACAAUCAUUGCUGCUCCCACGGGAUCGGGAAAGACGGUCGUUGCUGUGAACAUUAUAAAGUGUCACUUGGAGAAGAACAGGAAUAGUGGCAAAAAACCAAACCAGCUAACAACCGGAAGGUAG
Molecule: messenger RNA, 267 nt
Organism: Cooperia oncophora
Lineage: Eukaryota; Metazoa; Nematoda; Chromadorea; Rhabditida; Trichostrongylidae
Source: the annotation of a GenBank genome assembly